AUGGCAUUAUAUGGUCGUUUGCUUUAUGCAUGGUUACCAUUGCUGGUAUUCUUGUUACAAGCAUUUCACGGUGGAUUUGCACAAAGCUACUACGAUGACGACAACAAUGGCGGAUAUGAUCCAAAUGCUCUUUGUUCAGAAGACCCAACUACAUCUGCAAUGGUAUGCACCUGUAAUGCUGGUUAUACUAACACUGGUAGCGCCGACAACGUUGUCUGCACAGAUAUGCGAUCGGCAUCGGAAGAUAUACCCACAGAUACGGUAUCGGCAUCGGAAGAGAUACGCACAGAUACAGGAUCGGCAUCGGGAGAUAUACGCACAGUUAAUAUUCCUGCUAAUGCUAAAUGGGCACAGAACGGAGUGACUAUUGCUGGAGGUAAUGGGGUUGGGGGUGCCACUAAUCAACUCAACUACCCUUUUGGCCUCUUCGUUGAUGAUGAUCAAACAGUAGUUAUUGCUGACUUCUGGAAUCAUCGUAUCAUGCAAUGGAAGAACGGUGAUACAACGAAUGGACAAGUUGUUGCUGGUGGCAAUGGGCAAGGAAGUGGAUUACAUCAAUUGAAUAGCCCAACUGAUGUAUUAAUUGACAAAGAGACGGAUAGUCUCAUUAUUUGUGAUUGGGGGAAUAAACGAGUUGUACGAUGGUCUCGUCGUAGUGGUACAGGACAAGGUGAAAUGCUCAUCGACAACAUCGUUUGUUAUGGAUUAGCAAUGGAUGAGCAGAGAUAUCUCUACGUUUCUGACUACGCAAAGAAUGAAGUAAGACGAUAUGAAUUGGGUGACAACGUUGGCACUCUCGUGGCUGGUGGUAAUGGCGUUGGUGCUGGACUCAAUCAACUCAACGGACCCACAUAUCUCUUUGUCGAUCGAGAUCAUUCAGUGUACGUAUCAGAAUACUCGAAUAAUCGUGUAAUGAAAUGGGCGGAAGGUGCACAAGAAGGUAUUGUGGUCGCUGGAGGACAAGGCCAAGGGAGUGCUCUGACACAAUUUAAUAUUCCACUUGGAAUCGUCGUUGAUACGUUGGGUACAGUCUAUGUAGCAGACUGCUACAAUGAUCGUGUAAUGCGUUGGACUCCAGGAGACAACACACAAGGCACUGUAAUUGUGGGUGGAAAUGGCAAAGGAGCAGGAGCAAAUCAGUUCAACUACCCCAUUGGCUUGUCUUUCGAUCGACAUGGUAAUCUCUAUGUCGCCGAUCAAAGUAGUUUGCGUGUUCAACGAUUUUCUAUCGAAAAAGACUGCUAA
Rotaria socialis is the source of this 1245-nucleotide messenger RNA. NCBI's taxonomy places the organism in Eukaryota, Metazoa, Rotifera, Eurotatoria, Philodinida, Philodinidae. The record is from the annotation of a GenBank genome assembly.